Coccinella septempunctata (seven-spotted ladybird) is the source of this 1012-nucleotide messenger RNA. RefSeq names its product gamma-glutamylcyclotransferase-like. Gene Ontology annotation, molecular function: gamma-glutamylcyclotransferase activity. The coding region runs from base 103 to 687 and encodes 194 amino acids. The record is from RefSeq and is a predicted model, not a curated record. Lineage: Eukaryota; Metazoa; Arthropoda; Insecta; Coleoptera; Coccinellidae. The transcript has 2 exons.
UAUUAUUAAAAAUGAUUAGUCUACUUGUCAAAAAACAACUGAAUAUGUUUUAUAUAAAAAACAGGAAAAACAGACUGUUUCAUCCCAGUAUAGAAGCCGCAUAUGUUGCACCUAUUGAUUCUCCUAGAAUAUCCAUUUCUGUUUAAUAUGUCAAGAGCCGACGACAAAUUUCUAUAUUUUGCCUACGGUAGUAAUCUGCUGGAACAGAGGAUACAUAUCAAAAACCCCAGUGCUGAGAGAGCCGGAAUUGCGAAACUCAAGAAUUACAGUUUAGAUUUCAAUACGUACUCCAAUAAAUGGAAAGGUGCUGUCGCUACAAUUACUAAGAAGGAGGGAACUCACGUUUGGGGUGCACUUUGGACGCUGAAUAAGGAACACAUGGAAACAUUAGAUAAACAGGAGAGUGUACCAGUGCAUUACACUCCGGUUACUGUGGAUGUAGAAACUCCAAGUGGAGAAAUAAAAUUUUGCAGGGUGUACAUUCAAACAAAUAAUCCCGAGGCAGUAGAAAAAAUCGAAGAUUUACCGCACGACAGACAACCUUCUUAUGUUUAUCUGAAGACCAUCUUAGAGGGAGCCAAAGAGUCCAAUUUACCAGAUGACUACAAAACCUUCUUGGAAAAAAUUCCCCACAAUGGAUACAAGGGAGAAGUUGAAAUACCAGUAAAUUUGAAUAACAUUAAUUAACAUGCAUUCGAAGAAUGUUUAAAUGUAUUUCUAGUCUUGAAAUUGGUAAUAUCCAAAUUAGAAUGAUUCUACGUAUUGAAUUAAAUGAAUUUGCUGAUGAAGGAUGUUAUUUAAGUAUACUCAAAGCUCAAUUAAUCAAAUUUUGGUAAUUCAGAUUGAUUUUCAGUAAGUUCAAUGGAUUGUUCGAUAUCUACUUGAUAAAUUAGACAUACAAAACUUCUAGGUUAUAUAAAUUGGGCAAUAUCUUUUUGUUUUCUAACAAUUGGGUUUGAAUGUAUGGUAUGUACAUUUUCCUUAUAUACAUUAAACGCUUCAGUAACUUGAA